AUGGAGUUCUGUGAUAUAAACCCCAUGGAUUGUAACUUGACUAUAGAAGAACUUCUUUUCAAGUACCUGGGACCCUGUCAAUCCAGCUACUUUACCCCAAUUUGUGUGAUUUACCUUCUUAUCUUUGCCGUUGGAGCUGUGGGGAAUACUUUAACUUGCAUUGUGAUUAUCAAACACAAGAUCAUGAGAACUCCUACAAAUUAUUACCUAUUUAGUCUUGCAAUUUCAGAUUUGCUUGUCCUCUUGCUAGGUAUGCCUCUUGAACUUUAUGAGCUCUGGAGUAAUUACCCCUUUCUUUUCGGAAGAGGUGGAUGCUCUUUUAAAACUCUAUUAUUUGAGACAGUUUGCUUUGCCUCCAUUUUAAAUGUAACAGCACUGAGUGUGGAGAGAUACAUUGCCGUGGUACAUCCUCUUCGGGCCAAGUAUGUAGUGACCCGGAAUCAUGCUAAAAGAGUCAUCAUUACCGUCUGGGUUUUGUCUAUUCUCUGUUCUGUUCCCAACACCAGCCUCACUGGAAUCUAUGAGCUUUCUGUACCUGGUCUUGGAGUGAUACCUGGCUCUGCUACGUGUACUGUGGUAAAACCAAGAUGGAUUUACAACCUCAUUAUUCAGAUCACCACCAUAUUUUUUUUCUUCUUACCUAUGGGUACAAUCAGUAUUCUGUACCUGCUAAUCGGCCUUCAACUUAAGAAGGAGAAGAUGCUGCAAGUUUUAGAAGCAAAGUCUGGUGGAGAUGGAGACAGUUACCAAAAUGUUAGACUUCAACAAGAGAAAAACCGAAGAAGGCAAGUGACUAAGAUGCUAUUCAUCCUUGUGGUGGUGUUUGGAAUUUGUUGGGCCCCCUUCCAUACCGAACGACUGAUGUGGAGCUUCAUCAAUGACUGGUCAGAAGAAAUGCACCAGAUGUUUGGCUUUGUUCAUGUCAUCUCUGGGGUGUUAUUUUAUCUCAGUUCGGCAGUGAACCCAAUCCUGUACAACCUACUUUCCACACGUUUCCGGGAGAUGUUCAAGGAAGUCAUGUGUCAUGGGAGGAAAAAGAGGUUAGGCUCACGAAGAUCCUCCCCUAGUGUUACAAGGGUUACCACGCGAAGUACAGUGUGUGAGCACAUGCCGGGAAAUGGACUCCCUUUUUCUGAUGUAGAUGAAUUUGACGUGUAUGUAGAGUGUGAAAAUGUGACCAAAAAUCAGUCAUCUUUCUCAUGAACCUCUCCCUUGUCAUUCCUGCGGUGGUCCAUAAUGCAGCCUAUAUGCCAUUA
Bufo gargarizans (Asiatic toad) is the source of this 1256-nucleotide messenger RNA. It is a transcript of the gene NMUR1, whose product is annotated as neuromedin U receptor 1. Gene Ontology annotation, molecular function: neuromedin U receptor activity. Bases 1 to 1203 code for a protein of 400 amino acids. Gene Ontology annotation, biological process: G protein-coupled receptor signaling pathway. The transcript is spliced from 2 exons. The record is from RefSeq and is a predicted model, not a curated record. Lineage: Eukaryota; Metazoa; Chordata; Amphibia; Anura; Bufonidae. Gene Ontology annotation, cellular component: plasma membrane.